CCCGCCGCCGCGCCCGCUCCCCGCGCCGCCGCGCUCCUCGCCCCGCGCCUGCCCCCAGGAUGGUCCGUCCCAGGCACCAGCCCGGCGGGCUCUGCCUCCUGCUGCUGCUGCUCUGCCAGUUCAUGGAGGACCGCAGUGCCCAGGCUGGGAACUGCUGGCUCCGCCAAGCAAAGAACGGCCGCUGCCAGGUCCUGUACAAGACAGAACUGACCAAGGAGGAGUGCUGCAGCACCGGCCGCCUGAGCACCUCAUGGACCGAAGAGGACGUAAAUGACAACACGCUCUUCAAGUGGAUGAUUUUCAAUGGGGGCGCCCCCAACUGCAUCCCCUGUAAAGAAACGUGCGAGAACGUGGACUGUGGGCCCGGGAAAAAAUGCCGAAUGAACAAGAAGAACAAACCCCGCUGUGUCUGUGCCCCAGAUUGUUCUAACAUCACCUGGAAAGGCCCAGUCUGUGGGCUGGACGGAAAAACCUACCGCAACGAAUGUGCACUCCUCAAGGCCAGAUGUAAAGAGCAGCCAGAACUGGAAGUCCAGUACCAGGGCAAAUGUAAAAAGACCUGUCGGGAUGUUUUCUGUCCAGGCAGCUCCACAUGCGUGGUGGACCAGACUAAUAAUGCCUACUGUGUGACAUGUAACCGCAUUUGCCCAGAGCCCACCUCCUCUGAACAGUAUCUCUGUGGGAAUGAUGGAGUAACCUACUCCAGUGCCUGUCACCUGAGAAAGGCUACCUGCCUACUGGGCAGGUCUAUUGGAUUGGCCUAUGAGGGAAAGUGUAUCAAAGCAAAGUCCUGUGAGGAUAUCCAGUGCACUGGUGGAAAAAAGUGUUUAUGGGAUUUCAAGGUUGGCAGAGGCCGGUGUUCCCUCUGCGAUGAGCUGUGCCCUGAGAGUAAGUCUGAGGAGCCAGUCUGUGCCAGUGACAAUGCCACCUACGCCAGCGAGUGUGCCAUGAAGGAAGCAGCCUGCUCCUCAGGCGUGCUGCUGGAAGUGAAGCACUCCGGAUCUUGCAACUCCAUUUCGGAAGACACCGAGGAAGAGGAGGAAGAUGAAGACCAGGACUACAGCUUUCCUAUAUCUUCCAUUCUAGAGUGGUAAACCCUCCACCAAUGUUCAGUGUUGACAUAGCCUUUGGGCAAAAAAAAAAAAAAAAAAGAAAAGAAAAGAAAAAGAAAAAAUAUAUUGUCCAUACUGUAAAUAAGUGUAUGCUUAUUUAUUUGGGGGGAAAACUAUACAUAAAGGACCUUUGUCCUAAAGCUCUCUCCCAGGCCACCUUGUUACUCACUGGACCCGGAGAGGCAGUCAUUGUGAGGUCUACUGGAUGAGGCCCAUAGUUGAGACUUGUAGACAUUUAUUUAUACUGUGUCAUGUUUUAUAAUUUAUACAUAAAAUGUCUGGUUGACUGUACACCUUGUUUUUGAAGAAAUUUAUUCGUGAAAGGAAGAGCAGUUGUUAUUUAUUGUGAGGUCUCUUGCUUGUAAAGUAAAAGCUUUUUUUUUCCCUUGUAAACCAUUUAAGUCCAUUCCUUACUAUUCACUCACUCAUCUGUCUCCCUUCAUUUCACUGUUGUUAGACUCUUUUCCAUUAUAACAAACUUGCAUGUCAGUUUCUGUCAUGUUUAUUUAUUGGAUUCUCUGCUGCCUGUUCUGUACAUACAUGAUCCCUCGGGUUUUGUUUACAAGGAAUCUUGACUGACCAAAAGGCAUUAUAACUCUGACUCAGAUAGAAGGUACAGAGGAUACAUCUUUGAGGGAAUUCCUACUUCCGUUCUCUUGUUGUGAUGAAGACAUUUGUGAGAGGGGCUGAUAGCAAUGUUGGGUGGUUUCUAAUAAUGUACUUUUAAGAUGUUACAGAUCCAAAGAAAUUGAGUGAUAUGGGUGUCAGGAGCCUGAAGGAAGGGGAAUGCUACACAUUCAACCUUUUGUUAGGUGUUUCCUUUAAGCUAGUCUGCUGUACCUUUUAAAUUAGUCCUUUUCACCCAAUGUGUCAUGAAAAGUUAUAUCAAAGCUUUAUCAGUUCAAGUUUCUUGCUUUUCAUAAUACUUUUUUCUGAUGCAAUUUUAUAUUU
Balaenoptera ricei (Rice's whale) is the source of this 2063-nucleotide messenger RNA. It is a transcript of the gene FST, whose product is annotated as follistatin. The transcript has 6 exons. Lineage: Eukaryota; Metazoa; Chordata; Mammalia; Artiodactyla; Balaenopteridae. Bases 60 to 1094 code for a protein of 344 amino acids. The record is from RefSeq and is a predicted model, not a curated record. Gene Ontology annotation, molecular function: protein binding; activin binding. Gene Ontology annotation, biological process: multicellular organism development; cell differentiation; negative regulation of activin receptor signaling pathway.